Messenger RNA from Mauremys mutica (yellowpond turtle), 2409 nucleotides. RefSeq names its product homeobox D4 (gene HOXD4). The coding region runs from base 701 to 1414 and encodes 237 amino acids. Gene Ontology annotation, biological process: anterior/posterior pattern specification; embryonic skeletal system morphogenesis; regulation of transcription by RNA polymerase II. Gene Ontology annotation, cellular component: nucleus. The record is from RefSeq and is a predicted model, not a curated record. Gene Ontology annotation, molecular function: RNA polymerase II cis-regulatory region sequence-specific DNA binding; DNA-binding transcription factor activity, RNA polymerase II-specific. Lineage: Eukaryota; Metazoa; Chordata; Testudines; Geoemydidae. The transcript has 4 exons.
GGAAGCAGUAAUAGGGAAAGUGUUAGCAAGGAACAUUCAGCUUGAAUCCGAACAUCGAGACAUUUCUCCUUGCAGGUCCCCCACUUCCACUGGGAAAGCACACAGUUCGACACAAUGGAAAGACGUCUACAAACUAGAUUCUGGUAACUUUUGGAUGACCUCUGCAAGACAAAGACAGGACAGAUCUAUUGUACAUCAUAUUACCCUCUUCUUUGAUGUCUUUUCUUUUUCUUGUUUCCUUAUCAAUUUCCUUCCUCUGAAUGCUAUUUUAGCUUCUCGGUCUUUAUUUCUUUCGAUAUUUUGUCUGACAAAUGUAAUAAACCAUGUUUGAAAUUAUUGCUGGUGAAUUAGACUAAAGGGCAUCAAAGGUUAGAAAAGUCAAUUCAGACAAAAAGCUUGAUUUACCUGAGGGUCAAUGAAGCGGUCAGCGCUUGAUGAAUAUUCUUAACAUAUUCAUAUCUGCUUUUGAAAAUAAGCUAUACUGAAUUUUGGUCACUUGAUUACACGUAUAUUAUUUAGUUAAAUUGGUGGAAAUUAUGAGAUGCACACAAAUCCGGUGAUAAACUCCCUGCCUCCCCAUUGGCUGAGCCAGUCACAUGGCUGCCUAACUUUAUUCAGUUGACAGCAAGUAGGAGGGCUCUAUGGAAGGAGAAAAAAAGACAACACGAGAAAAAUUAGUAUUUUCUACCUUCAGAAAUUAAUGGCCAUGAGUUCGUAUAUGGUGAACUCUAAGUAUGUGGAUCCUAAAUUUCCUCCUUGCGAGGAAUAUUUACAGAAUAACUACUUAGCUGAGCAGGGCUCCGACUAUUACAGUGCAUCGCAAGGCUCUGAUUUUCAGCAUCAGGGAAUCUAUCCACGGUCAAACUACAGCGAGCAGCCCUUUAGCUGUACCAAUGCCCAAGACUCUGCAGUGCAGCCGCGGGGUCAUGGACAGGAGCAAUCCGGCCCACCGAGCCACUUCCCCGGUCAAGCAGAGCAUUGUCUGCCGCCUCCAAUAUCCAACUCGCGAGCCUGCAGCCAGCAGCAAAACCUCAAAACCCCAAACGGGUCAGCAAUUAAACAGCCAGCAGUAGUUUAUCCCUGGAUGAAGAAAGUCCAUGUUAACUCGGUGAAUCCCAAUUACACCGGAGGGGAACCUAAACGCUCCAGAACAGCCUACACAAGGCAGCAAGUCCUAGAACUGGAAAAAGAAUUUCAUUUUAACAGGUAUCUGACUAGGCGUCGACGUAUUGAAAUAGCCCACACUUUGUGUCUCUCUGAACGCCAGAUCAAGAUCUGGUUUCAGAACAGAAGAAUGAAGUGGAAAAAAGACCACAAACUGCCCAACACUAAGGGUAGGUCUUCUUCAUCUGGUUCAAACCAACAUUUACAGACUGUUUCCAAGGACCAUCACACUGACUUGACAACUUUAUAGAAGAGGUGAAAUUUUCCAUUUCAUCCUUUGAUUCGGAACAGUACUGUACAUAACUGACAUUAUCCAAGCAGAGCCUGCAUGUAGCAGCUAAAGACUCAAGAGGGUCAUCUUGCUUUAAGGUGCUGUUGUACAAAGGAGACAAAAUGACAAUACUUUGGACUUUAUUUGAAUUACCUACAUUAGCACAACCUAAAAACUCUUCUUACAGGUAGUGGGAAGUGGGGAAAUAUUACGUGAGAUCUUCAGUCCAUACAAAAUUAAUAAAUAAUUGAAAAUGAAACUAUGUUCAAUUUUGAAUUUUAAAGUUGAGAGUUGAUGCUUUAUUCCGCUAUUUUGUUUUUGUUGCCUUUUCUGCCCCAUACAAUUUCGGGAUUAUGCAUUUGGGCAAAUUCAGGACAGAAAUCUAUGGAUUAGUCUUUUAUUUAAACUAGGGAGGCUAGUAUUUGUGAACUUUUUGUGCUGCUUUACAUUUCAGAGUGGGAUGAAAACACUUGCUCAUUUCCAUAACACCUCAGAACAAAUGCGUAGAAGUGAAGUGAAAACGGGUUAUUUUUGUCUGCUUGUGUUAGCGUAUUUAUUUAUUGUUAAUUAGAAAGAAUAAAAAGAAAAAGAAAGAAAGAAAAGAAAAAGAGUCAAACCAAAAAUACUAAAGAGGAUAGGUGAAAUCCAGUAUUUCUUCUUUUAUGUAUCCAUAUGCAUAAUGCUCAGUUAACCUGAACCUACAGAACUUUUCUAUCUCUUUUUCUGAUUUCCUUUUCUGUCAAUAUAAAAGCGUUCCUAACUCUUACAAAUGUAUCAUCAAGAAGUUACAUUCUUUGUAUUGUAUUUUAAACGUCUGCUUUAUUCGGCGCUAUACUUUAAAGCAGAGUUUCCUAAUUUAAGAAAAACAAACAAACAGACAGAAAGCUGUAAAAAACUAAAAUAAACAUCCAGAGUGAAAAUCAAAGCGAUUUGUGGCAUUAUUUAAGCCCUUCUGUCUUCAUAAUAGAUGACAU